UGGCUGCUCUCAGCCAAUCAGAGCAAAGCCCGCAAAGAUCAAAAGAAAGGAUGAGCCAACCACCUCUGCUCCGAGCACACAUCCUGACAUGGAGCUCCUCUCGGGACUAUAUAUGAAGGAGGUCUUCAUGAGUCUCUUUGUAGGGACUUAAGAAGCGGGAUAAAGACUCUGGAAGAGACUUCUUCUGAUCGGAUAGAUCUGUGAUUUUAACUUUUCCACCCUGGAGCUGUUGGACAGGAUGAGCGCAGGCGCAGGAGAGUGUCCGGGGAAGGCCAGUCCGCACCGGGUGGACCACCUCCUCAGCGCCGUGGAGAGUGAGCUGCAGGCCGGCAGCGAGAAGGGAGACCCCACGGAGAGGGAGCUGAAAGUGUCUCUGGAUGAGAGCGAGCUUUGGCACCAAUUUAAAGAUCUCACGAAUGAAAUGAUUGUUACAAAGAACGGCAGGCGCAUGUUUCCGGUGCUCAAAGUGAACGUGUCCGGAUUGGACCCGAACGCCAUGUAUUCUAUCCUGCUGGACUUCGUCUCCGCGGACAACCACAGGUGGAAAUACGUGAACGGGGAGUGGAUCCCCGGUGGGAAACCUGAACCUCAGACUCCCAGCUGUGUGUACAUCCAUCCGGACUCUCCAAACUUCGGGGCGCACUGGAUGAAAGCUCCCGUCUCCUUUAGUAAAGUCAAACUCACCAAUAAACUGAACGGAGGAGGCCAGAUCAUGCUAAACUCCUUACAUAAGUACGAGCCACGCAUCCACAUAGUCCGGGUUGGAGGCCCGAGGAGGAUGAUCACCAGCCACUCGUUCCCGGAGACACAGUUCAUUGCAGUGACAGCGUAUCAAAACGAAGAGGUAACUUCUCUGAAAAUAAAGCACAACCCUUUUGCCAAGGCCUUCCUGGAUGCGAAGGAGAGAGUUGAUAGCAAGGACCUGAGAGAAGAGGCCAACGAAAACCAGCAGUCAGCUUACUCUCAAUUAGGUGGUUGGUUUCUCCCGGGCUCCGGCUCUCUCUGCCCUCCCUCCAGCCCUCACAGCCAGUACGUGACCCCCAUCGCCCUCUCUCCGUCCCACGGCUGUGAGCGCUACUCCACCCUGAGGAACCAGCGCUCCGUCCCCUACACCAGUCCGUACAGCCAUCGCACCACCUCGCCCAUCGGUUACUCAGAUAACUCGUCCGCCUGUCUGUCGAUGCUCUCGAGCCACGAGAACUGGUCCGGUCUGCAGAUGUCGACACACUCCAGCAUGAUGCCCAUGACCCACAAUCCGACCUCCGCCACCCACUCCAGUCAGUACACCGGCCUGUGGUCUGUGAGUAACUCGCCCCUGACUCCCGUGUCCCAGAACGGGGGGAUAAACAACAGCAGCAGCCUGAGCUCCCAGUUCCUCCGAGGGUCGAGCAGCCACUACCCGAGCCUGACCCACUCGGCCACAGUGCCCUCCUCUGGCUCUCCCAUGUAUGACGGCGGCACAGAGGUGCAUGACGCAGCUCAUUAUGACACGUCACCCCACGGGCAACUACCGUCAGCCUGGACUCCGGUGACUCCUCCCUCCCUCUGAUGGAAAUGAGCCUGUUGGAGUUAAAGGAAUCAAACCCACAAAAUGAACAGACUUUAUUUUUAAGUUUAUGAAAUGUUUUUUGAUGCACAUAUCAGGAAACACAUUUAUUCUUCUGUUUGCAAACCAGCUUAUAUUAAGCAUAACUGCAUGAUAUUCACGGCAGUAACAAAAGAAUUGUACAGAAUAUUUUGAGGCUUACUUUGUAAAUAUUGUUUUGUACCACGAUGUUGGAGAUGUUACGUCUCAGUUUAUGUUAAAAGAUUGUAAAGAUCAAUGAUGCUCAACUCUCCAUGUCAUUAAAAACCGUGCCGAGGUCUCUCUGCUGGCUCUUCUUGAGGCCAUCU
Messenger RNA from Labrus mixtus (cuckoo wrasse), 1893 nucleotides. RefSeq names its product T-box transcription factor Tb (gene tbxtb). Bases 239 to 1549 code for a protein of 436 amino acids. Gene Ontology annotation, molecular function: DNA-binding transcription factor activity, RNA polymerase II-specific; RNA polymerase II cis-regulatory region sequence-specific DNA binding. Gene Ontology annotation, cellular component: nucleus. The transcript is spliced from 8 exons. Gene Ontology annotation, biological process: somitogenesis; positive regulation of DNA-templated transcription; mesoderm formation. Lineage: Eukaryota; Metazoa; Chordata; Actinopteri; Labriformes; Labridae. The record is from RefSeq and is a predicted model, not a curated record.